GACUAUAGUAAAUGAGUCACGUGACCUCACUAUAUCACGUCAGCAUCAGCUGUGUGUCUGCCGAAGCACAGCAAAAGGAAGUCAAAAUAUAUGUUGGUUAAAGAAGGUAAUUAUUAUCACUUUGUUGUGAAGUGGACAAGUUUAUUUAAUGCACAUAUUGUGAACUGACCAUCAGUUUAUCUCCCAAUGUAUUUAUAUUUCUGUAAAUGCCGCUCUUUCGCAGGCAAUAAAGUAUUGAACUCAAGCUAAAUUUAGCUGAGAGUCAAGUCCGGCCAUCUUGUAAAGUGAGAAAUUAAAUACUAUGUUAGGUUUUGCCUUUCUGACAGACUCAAUAAAAACUGUUUUAUCAAUACGGGUUUUGUUUAUAGUUAGUUAUAAUCGAGCACGAUUUAUCUAUCUUGUUAAAGGUAAGUAAUGUUCCGUAAUUUAUCGAAAAUGAAAUAAAUAGCCAAUAAUUCUCAUUUAUUUAUUAGAGCCGUGAGAGAACUUUAAACGGUAAAUAGUAUAAAGGCAAUCGAAUAUCAAGUCAUGCAGUGCAAAUGGCAUUUCAGUUUCGAUCAAGAAAAAUUAUUGAAAUUAAUGAGUUACUCGUCAACUUUUCUUGCAAUAAAGUUAUUCAGUUUUUGAAUUUAGGACCAGAACAGAAGGCAUAAUCAUUCGGGAUAUAUUAACAACAUUUUAGCAAAGAAAGGAAAUAAUGAACGUGUAAAAAAAGUAUUGAACAUAAUUUUAAACUGGUGGACACAACAGCCUCGUUCAACUCAACUAGCUUAGUAUAUCUCGGCAGUCAUUUGCAGGUUAUAACUAUAAGCUAAGUAUUUUUUUAUUUUUGAACAAAGCUGUAUUUCAUAUACUAAAAAAAACUUAAUUUAACAAUAAAACAGUCACAGAGGACUAUUAUAAGUUCGGUUUUCCGAUGUAUACCUCCUUGUCCUUGACUCUUGAGAUGAAGAAAUAGUUAUAUCGCUGAUGACCGGCAAAUCCAGGCUGCAAAUCAUAUCGUUGCCUUCUAUACGCGACUUUUAGGUUGUAAAUGCAUUUUAUAUGCGGAUGAUGGAUUCAAUCAGGUAUAUUUUAUUUUUGAAGGAAGACUAUCAACCUUCCAGAAUCAGCCGACUCAGAAGCUUCAGAAAGAACUUAUUCCGACGAUUUUUUAGUCUCCUGAGUCCUGUCUUGUUGAGUGUCGGCUCUCUCCAAAUUGGUCGAUCAGUCAGGCUAUACCAAGUUCAUUCAGAAUCUGAACAAUUUUGUAUGUUUUGAAACGAAAUAGGAAAAUAAACCUUGUUUAUAUCUGUUCCGGAGAAAAGACCGAUAACAACUGUCAAUAAUCAGUUUAUAAGGAAAACGACGGUUAUAUGUAAUAACUAAUACGGUUUCUUCAAGCGAAAGUACAUGCAUGGCGGCUAACGAGUAACGAGUAACUGCAUGUAAAGCCUAAUAUAAUAAAGGAGAAACCAAUAAAAUACGGCGGUUUGCGGAAAGACCGACCCCUUUUAGUACUAUAAACCAUAGUCCAUACAUAACUCGUAAGUAUCAUACUACUUACUAAAUACUAUAUAGUCACGAUACCGAUGCAUUCUCGUUCCCUAAAGCAACUUUCAAGACUGAACAGGUAUCAAAUACGUUAUACGUAUUUAUAAUAUAGCAUUUGUAAAUUCUGAACGCUGAUUGGCUAAGAGCCGUGUUGAUAUAACUCCAUGUCAACACGGGAAAUUUUCCGCCGCUUGUAAACACGGAAAUUGUUCUUAUUCUUCGGGCUUUUGACAUUGCUAUAUUAUAAAACAAAUAUAAAACAUUUUUUCCGUAUUGAUAUAUAGUUAUAUCAACACUCGUGGAAAUUGGGAAAACUUGAAAUUGUGUGAAAACACUCCGCCCUUCGGGCGUCGUGUUUCCACACAAUUUCUCGUUUUCCCAAUUUCCACUCGUGUUGAUAUAACUGUAUAUCAACACGGAAAAUGUUUUAUAUUUGUUAAAUAUCAGUCAGGGGCCGGUUGUAUCAAGCCCGUUUAGCUUAAACGGCGGUUAAGCUCAAAAUAGAAAGCAAGUCUAUAGAUUCAUUCAACAACAAACUAAAAGUUUUGAACCUUAAUAGAACGAUAAUGUUUACAACUACAUAUUCAGUGCACAAUAUUUAAGUUGACUGAUUCACGAGAGAUAUAAGAGUGUUAUUUAAUUUUGACUUAUCCACCGUUUAAGCUAAACGGGCUUGAUACAACCGGCCCCAGGUAGAGAGCAAAACCUGCAAGCUGCGUAAACUAAACGGAUGCCGUGUCCAAGAGAAGACCAGGCAAUCAGCACAAACGUUGGCCAUCAACAUUCAACAAGAUACGUACAUGAGACUGAACCGAUAGAUAUAAUGAUCAAUAAAGCGAGUAUUACAAUCGUCAUUCAGAUUUAAGAAGUAAAAAAUACUAACUAAGUCUAAAUCUAUAUAAGAUCUAAAUUCAGUGCUUGAUGUAUAUUAGUGUUAUAAUAUUGACUAUUGAAGUAUUGUCUUUGUUGACAUUGUCAUUGCAUGUCCGUCGACAAAAUCAAGAGUCACAAGACAAGUUGAGCCAAAGACGAGCGGUCAAAUUACCUGAUUUUUAAAAUUACGUUUUACGUUAUACCUAAAACUAAAAGCAAUGUUUGAAAUUUAGUGUGUUUUUCAUGAGUACAAUCAAGUAGCAGGUGUCUCUUUCGAAAUGAUAUAUAUUACCAUAAAUGGAUACGAGAUUGCAUCCGCUAGGAAUGUUCGUCCCCCGAGAAAAUUUCAAACAUCAAUCCGGACCCGUCGGAAAGCCAGGAAAUGCAAGUAAAAUUUUGCAUUUUUAGCUUGCGUUUACUUUUGACUUCCACGUUUGCCUGUCAACGCUCAGUUAUAAUUUACCUGUAAAUCAGUUAAAAUCACCUCCAAAAUUUACCUGAAAUUACUCAUGAAACAAAUAUUGGGUGUGUAACAACCUCCCCCUGGUCGCUACAGCCUUCAGCCGAAAGAUAAAGUAGAAGAAACAUCAAUAGAAGAACUAUUUUGUUUUAUAUAACUAUAAGACGGCCCUUACUCAUUCACGUUGUCAUUGUCAAUUGGAACAAUUUUAAUGUGCCCAUCUUCGUCAGACCGAGCGCGCUGAUUAGUGUAAGAAUAAUCCAGGAAUAACCGUUACUCGUUGGCCAGCCAAUUCUGAUAUUGGAAGGAGAUGCUUGUAGACGCAGGAUUGGGCAAAAGAAUUAAUUUGAUAUUGUUGGCAUAAAAGUGGGAAACAGAUGGAUCAUUUUCUGCAAAUUUCUUCGGACUGGUCUUUCACAAAUUUCUUCGUCUUUGUUGUUUUUGAAUCACUGAAUGAAAUCAGUUAAAACUAAGGGCUUUGCUGAAGUUCAACUGAUCAAUAAUUUUCCGAAUUAUUUCUGUAGAUUAACUCGCCGUAGUUGGAUCGCGCACGCUAUUCUAUAUAUCCUCUAAAAUAACUCUAUACAAAAUUCGCAUUCCCCUGCACUGAUCAUGUUGAGCUUCUUAAGUCCCCCCUCCCACUCCCCCAGGAUCGUACGCAGGAUUUUUUCACCUGGGGGCAGUAAUACCUAUAAGGCUAUAUAUGCUGCCGGAAAUAAGUACCCAAGCAUUUCGAAAGUCAUGUCAGUUAAAUGCAUGCUUAUGGCCGCCUCAUAUACAUUCCAGGUAGAAAGAGCGGUGAAAGUGAUGUUGCCAACACUGAAACUGUCGGAAAUAAACGAAAAUCUCACCUGUCCAUUGUGCAAGGGAUAUCUCAUUGACGCUUGUACCAUUGUAGAAUGCCUUCAUUCAUGUAAGUAAAUCAUCCAACAACAGGCGACAAGAAUUUUUUUUAUAAUUCAAAGUUUAAUAUAUAUUAGUUGUAUUUUUCUUACCUGCUCUGACAUUCAUUCUGGGGUAAAACUGUUAAUAAGGGAUCGAUCAGUAAGAUUCCUCACUAAAUUAAGCAGAGACGGUCACAUCUUCGUUCGAUGCAAUGUCAUCUCAGCUAUGCUGGACGCGGCAAGCUUUAGAGUUUAGAAUGAAAAAACAUGGUGUUAGUGUAGCCUCCUCCUCCGUAUAGACAAUUACUCUUUGGCAAAAAUGUAAAUAUUUUUACCCAAUUUGCACCAUAGGGUUUUCCCCCUUUAUCCCCAGUGAUCCCUAAUUUUAAAUUUGCUGUUAUUUAUAAUACUUUUGCCAAAGAGUUGACUGCGGAGGAGACUAGUGUUAGUAGUAUAGAUAUUCUUUAUGUGAUCAUAAUGUUGGUGAUUAUUCAUUCAACUAAUACUUGAUGAUAAUCACCCUCACAAGGCAUGCGGAGAUCGGAUCGUAUGGUCAAAGAUUAGAUACUAUAAAGAUGUGCCACUCGAGAUUUUUUUAUAGCCGCCAUUUUGCCAGUAAGUGUCAAAUUCAACGCCAUCAGUCUCUAAAUAGUAAAAUCCAACGCCAUCAGUCUCGCCGCCAUUUUGGCAGUAAGUGAAAAUUACGGACACGCAAACAUUAGGGAAAUACGUCGAGUGGCACAUCUUUAUAGUAUCUAAUCUUUGGUAUGGUGCCACUUAGCGGGCAGAAGUGUACGUGCAGGCAGUGGCGCCGUGGGACCCAUGUUUUUUGGGGGGCCAAGGGCAGUACUUUUCCGACAAACCGAAAAAUUUUUCCGGACAAACCAAAGAAUUUUCCGGACGACAACAUUUUAAAUCUUCACCCCCCCUCUCCCCGUCGACAACUUUGACUAUUUCCGACAACAUUGACAAUUUUCCGACAAUUUCCGACAACAUUGACAAUUUUCCGACGGGUCUCAACAAUAGGGGGGGGGCCAUGCCCCCCCCCGGCCACUGCGUGCAGGACACACUAAAUGCGAUGUCUUUGAAAUAUAUAAAUGGAUGUAUAAGUUAGGGGGAUCAAGGGCAUGUUUUCUGCAUUAUAAUGCGGAGCUUUUGGUGAUAAUUACACUGAUCAAAUUGGGAAUCAUCAGUAAGUGUACGCUAGCCCCUUCCAUUUUCAAAUAUCUGUAUAGUCACUUUGGCCUCAGGAUAUUUUGAAAUUAUACCGUGUUGGUGAAAUCACCUACCCAUGAUAUCUGUUAACCUGAAGCAGUAUUUCAAAUGAUAGACGCGAAUCUAUUUAUAUAGUUUGUAAAAGUUGCAUUGUACGUUUCUUGGACACUUCAUACAACUGUCCUGUGUGUCAUACAGAAGUACACAAGACAAAACCCAUGGUGAACGUCAGGUAGGUGUACGUGUUCAGCUGCAUGCAUGCAUGCAGUCUAUUGGCACACCUACGCCAGAAACUCCUGACAAAAUAAAAGCCUGCAGAACAAGUGCAUUGUAAAUUCAGAACGACCCCUACAAAAGAGGUAGAAUGACCCGAAAGGAGUCAUUCCGUGUUCAUAUUCGACCCCAUGCAGAACGACUCUUUUUGGGAUCAUUUUUACUCUUUUGAAUUUACAGUGUAACUCACUGUGUAAGGCCUUUGUUACCAUUUCUUCUUCGCUGCAUGCAAGUGGCCUAUCAGACCUUAAAAUGCCAAAUAUUAAUGCUAUGUUAUACAAAGAAUACAUAUACUGGGGGCCGGUCAACGAAGGCCGAAUAGCGUUAUCACCGGCACCGCAUAGUGAUUUUGUAAAAUUGCUCCGGCGAAAACCUACGGAUAUGAACCUCAAAAGAAGUACAAAUAUAGCUUUAAUUCAGAAAGUUUGAAAAUAUCACUAUCCGUGCGGUGGAUAGCGCUAUUUGGCCUUGCAUACUUUAACUGCGACGCAAUUUAUUCAGUAUUGUUACGUGAUAAGAUGCUCAUGAUUUCUUCCAGACCAGAUCCAACGUUACAAGAUAUAGUCUAUAAAAUAGUACCUGAUUUAUAUGAAAGUAAGUUGACAACUGUAAAUAAAUGUAAUUAACGGUCUGUGUCAGCGUAGGUAUAGUAACAAACCCACCAGAGAACCUACCCUUAAAAAAUCUUCAAACUUCUACUGCAAUUAAUUAUAAACAAAACAAUCGAUGUAUUCAAAAGAUGGCGGUAAAUUUGUGUACCAUGCAUAAACCUUUACGAGUAGAGCAUUAUUGAUUGAACGUUCUGACUCAACCAGUGGCAGUGAUAACUUUCAAAAUGUCUAUCCUUUGAUAGUGCAGAUAACUAUGCAAACCACUGUUUAUAAAAUACAAUACAAUAUACCAGUAUUUUUAUACUGAAAUGUUUACAUCCUUCUGCACAAGUAAAGUUUUAAUAACAAUAAUAAUCAUAUUUCGCGUAUACUUUCAUUAUCAAUAUUUAAAAAUUAGAUGAACGUCUGAGUCGAAAAUCAUUUCAAGCAAGUCUGGAUGGGAAUGAAGAGAGACAAGGUGCGAAAAUAUAUAAUCUAACCAUACUCGAUCACCAGCAUGAGUUGUUUGAGAAGCAAGGAACAGGAGGUCUCUUUCUAUUCACAUGCACUUGAUAACAUCAAAUCACUUUUAGCCAAGACACAAUCAAGUCAAUGCAUUCUUAUUUCAUCUAAUCAUUUCAUUUGUUUGUUUGCUUAUUUGCGGCUUGCCUUGACGUUCAACCACAAAUAUUUACGUAAUAUUUCAAAUCCGACUAUAAUCAGGACUGGACUAUAGAUUUCAAGUCCGCGCAAUUUGAUCAAGUCCGAGGCAAAGCCGAGGACUGGAUCAAAAUGCAAGGACUUGAAAUCUAGUCUAGUCCUGAUCAUAGUCGGAUUUGAUAAUCACUAUUAAUUAAUUUUGGUCCAGUCCAAGGACUGAAUUAAUUUUGAUCCAGUCCUAGGACUGGAUCAAUGUACUUCAUCAGGUAUCCAGUAUUAUUAUAUACACAAGGUCUGGAUAUGAGGUAUUCUGCAAUCUGAUUGGUUCUCUACUAGCAGGAUAUUAGCUCAUAUCCUGUUAAUAGUAGAGAAAAACAAAAUGGCGGCCAAACUGAAUUUACGAUGUUUUGCAAACGAGAAAACGGCAAGUUGUCGCUUUUUAAUAGCCUUCACAGGAUUAAAAACACAAUGAAAAAACUCCCAAAAAUUGUUUACAGGUUAGCAAAUGAAUUUUUAAAAUUUAAAAUGGUUAAAAGAAUAUAUUUUGAAAAAAUAAUCGGCCGAAAGAGCGAAGAUAAAAACAUAAACAAAACAGAAAAAUAUUGAAAAUAUCCGAAAAGCAAAGUCUGUGAAUUCAGACCUUGUGUAUAUAAUAAAACAGUUAUUCCACUCACUCUCGUCGAAUAUGAGCGAUAGCCAAUUCGGCGCUACGCGCCUCAUCGGCUAUCAGCUCAUAUUCGACUCGAGUUCGUGGAAUAACUGUUAAUUAUCAUUUGAGCAAAAUAAAGCAAUAUGGUUGACUCAUGAAUUAUUAAUGAGUUUGAGAUUGGAUUGUAAACUUCUCUUUGUACAGUUUGUAGUAAUAUAUUCAGUUUUUGCAUAUUUAGUUGUUCGAUUACUGAUUAUUUAAUAUUAUUUGCAGGUGGGUGUCACGUGGAAGGCGUUGCAAACAUUGCAGACCAUUCAGAUGCAGUAUAUGUGACCCUAGAUCAUCACCAGUAAGUAAAUAUUGACUUAGGAAGUAUCUCUGUCAUUUUCAUGCAUGAUUUAUUGGUCGUUGACAGUGGAUGAAGUGGAUGCAAUACUGGCUGAGUUUCGAUUACCAGGUUUACUACCGCUAAAACAUGCUUUGUUAUUAUAGGCGAAAUAUUUUAAAAUCAAAUCAAAGAAAGGUAAGAUGAAGUUGUUCAAUGUCAUGAAUACAAAAUAUUAGCUGUGGUGAAUUACCGUGCACACCAAUCAUCAUUCUAAAUAUAUUUUUCUCAAAAGACAUUACGAUUCAUUUUGAUCUCAAAAGUUCAUUUAUUUUGAUCUUUCUAUAUUUUAGAUAUUUCCUACUCGAUACUUGAGAUGUUCCAAACAUGUUCCUGUUAGAGUACUGAGGAAACUCAUUCGAAUGAAAUUUCAAGUGAAGGAAACAUACAAGGUACUUGUGUCCUGUGGCGUUCACUUUUUUCGCAAAUCAGUUGGUGAAAAUAGCUUCCUCUGUAGGCAUCCCAAUAGGGUGCGACCGUUGAACUGUAAGUAAACUGGAAAGCUAACUCAGGGGGGGGGGGAUUGAAGGCAGCGCAUUUUAGCUUUUCUGAGUUAUGAGGAGAAAUACUCAACACUGAACGUUGUGCUGUAUAUGAAACUGAAGCUAUUGAAAAACGCUAUUUGAUGUAGAAAUUUCAAGACUUUAGCUAAAAGGGAAAUAUUUAAAAAUUACAAAAAUAAUUGCCGAUAAUUUGCCAUUUUUGGCCGAAUGGCAGUUGUUUUUGUAUUUUUAAAAUCUUUUUCUUUUCGCUGAAGUCUUGAAAUUUCCACACCGAAUAGCAAUUUUCAAUAGCUUCAGUUUGAUAUAUAGCCCAACGUUUGGGAUCAAUUAUUUCUGCUCUUAACUCAGAAAAACUAUUUUGGCUUCAGCAAAUCAUAGGCCUUCAUCAUAGCAGUUAGCCUCCCAGUUUACAUAUGGUUCAAUGGGUGUGACUCUAUGCAUUAGAAAAAUUGACUGUUUCUAACCGGCCUGUCCCAGUUGUUCCCUACUAGAUACCUGCGGAGCUAGGAAGCUAAUAUCAGGCUGAAGUCUUGAAAUUUCCACACCGAAUAGCAAUUUUCAAUAGCUUCAGUUUGAUAUAUAGCCCAACGUUUGGGAUCAAUUAUUUCUGCUCUUAACUCAGAAAAACUAUUUUGGCUUCAGCAAAUCAUAGGCCUUCAUCAUAGCAGUUAGCCUCCCAGUUUACAUAUGGUUCAAUGGGUGUGACUCUAUGCAUUAGAAAAAUUGACUGUUUCUAACCGGCCUGUCCCAGUUGUUCCCUACUAGAUACCUGCGGAGCUAGGAAGCUAAUAUCAGGCUAUGCUGAAAACUGAUACCCUGGAUUCCAGAGCCUUCGACAGUAAAUAAUAAAUUGAAAUGUCGAAGGCUCUGGAAUCCAGGGUAGAAAACUGACCGAGCUGAAAACAAUUUUAAAUAUUUGAUUGUUUUUCUAGGUUGAAAUAUCACGCUGUGAUGAAAUUCUGAGUGAAAAUGUGAGUCUGAAAGAAAUUUCUCGCAUUUAUGGACUUCAUGGCAAGGUUGGUUCUUGUGAAAACGAUCUUCAAAAUUAUUCCGUCAGAUUUUGAUCUUUUUCUAAAAAUAAACCGCAUAAGGCCGCCGCAUGAAUUUACUUAUUCAACAUUUUCAUAAUUGAAAAUUUUAACUUUUAUAAUUAUAUUUCAAUUUUAUAUUAUUUUAGACCGGACCAAUCGAUUUAAAAUAUGACAUUAUUUCCCAGCAACCUUUACAGAAUUCAGACACACAACCAUCGGGAAUGUACGGCUGCAGAAAUUUUCUUCCCGUCAUACCUAGAAUUGAACCAAUGGCAUUUGGAAAAUCUAACGGACGCAACUAUGCCUCGAGUUCAAGUAUAUCCCGACCAACACAUACACAAUAACGGUGCUUAGCCACGCCAUUUGGAAUUUUUCCCAUCAAUUCCCAUGCUACCAAUUUUUCUGCAGAUAUCACAAGCUCAGAGCUUAACCCGACACAACCAUGCAACUACCAGAAUGAUGUGCUAAUGUGUGAGUAAACAUAUAGGUGAUCAUUGUGAAGUAUUCUGCACAUGCCAUCGCUGAUCAUACGGUUUACUGGAACGGUUGCCACAUUUUAUGUGGAUGUCGUCGCCUGUGCAUGGAGAAACUUUGUUGUGUUUGGCAUUAUUCUUGAUUAACCCCAAUGGCUAUCUAAGGGUAUAUGAUAUAGUGGCAAGUUAAAUAUGCCUCAAAACCGUUUUCCAAUAUGUGGCCAGGGUUUUUCCUUCUGAGUGUUGCUCUAAAGAAAAAUUCGAAAUUGUUCCCCAAUGUCUUACGCAGUGUUUUAAAAGUGUUACAUUCAGUAUUGGCAAUGUUUUCCUCCACUUUAAUUAUCACAAAAUUGUCAUAACUCAGAAGAAUACACUGAAAAAUUGUGAUAUUAAGUUAUAUAAUGAAUAACUAAAUACAGCGUUUGUCUGCGCAAAAUAUUUCAGAGUUGCUAAUCUAAAGCAACAAUUCAUCCAUGCAGCUGUGACCUGGGAACCUUUGAAUCUUCUAGAACAGUUAUCGCACGACAAAAAGUGAAACGUUUAGAUACGUUAAUUGCUAAAUAAUGUUAUAAUAGAUGUUAAUAAUUCUAAUUAAUAAUUAAUUAAAUUAUAACGUAUUGUUUAUAUUUGAUACAUUGUUAAUUGUAGGUUUAGUCAAUGUUAAUAAUAAUAAAUACACGAAGCGUUGGAAAAGUAAAUUUAAUUAUCGUUCAUUAAUCAAGCUAAACAUUGUCAUCUGUAUGCUACCAUUUUGAUCCAGGAUCAAAUUAAAUCUUAGAACGUUAAGAAAAUUGGAGUGGAAAACAGGCUUUGUUCGCGAUACAUGGUGAACCCCUGCAUGGUUAAGAAUCCACCAAACAUAAUCUGGUUAAUUCAACCAUCUAGCCUGGUUAAAUUAACCAGGAAUUCUGGUUAAAUUAGCCAGGACUAUGUCUAUGAUCAAGUUAACCAGGAUUGUGUUUACAUUAAGAUAGAGAUAGUUAGAUUUAAUAAGAAAACACAUAGUUCAUCUGAAGAGUAUAUAAAAGGAAGUUACAAAUAUGUUAAAGUGUGUAACUCAGUAUAUAAAUUAUGUAUUUACAAAGCUAAAACUACGAAGAUUACGCUUAAGAGAAUUCUUUAAUACAAGAAGGAAUAAAUGUUUUUAAAAAUCUAUCAGUUUUAAUCACUGGUGUUUGGAAGACACGUAUACUACGCAAGUCGUUGGUGAUAGGAGGACGUGCAGGAAACAAAUUCGACAACUUGUGUGCAGGGUCCUUAGUUAUCUGAUUGUAUAACUUGGAGCAGGCGUAUCGCUUAGGAGUAUCAAAUUAGCUUUGUCCAAACGCUCGCUGUAAGACAAACCGGGAAAGAUUAUAGAUGUAACUCUUCUCUGGACUCGUUCUAUGUUAUCACUGAGAUACUUAGGCUGAGCAAAGUGAAAUACCUCACAAGCGUAUUCCAGAACCGGUCUGACACAGCAACAAUAAAAGUUUAGAAUUUCUUUGGCUGGUAUUUUAGCUCGUUUUAAUUGGACUAUGAAGAAGAUUCUCUUGUUGGCUUUCUUUAUUAUGUUUAGGACAUGCGUAGACCAUCUUAAAUCAUCACCAACCGUAACACCGAGAAUUUUAGCUUGGCGAACCAGGUUUGGACACCCCGCAAGAAGAUGGAUAUUAUCAAAGGAUACUCUAUUUCUGUGGAAUUGAAACAAAAGCUCUGCAUUUUUGAACAUUCAAUUGGAAUUUAUUCUGCAAGUUCCACAUUUCAAGUUCGUUAGUUCCAGAUUGGAUUUGGCUGGUUCCGUUUCUUGGGAUAGUUUCCGAGACUGUUGUAUCAUCAAUGUAUUUCCAGUGGGUGAUGUCCAUAAGCUUCAAAUCGUUUAUCAUGAGAAUAAACAACCAAGGUCCCAACUUUGUGCCCUGUGGGACGCCACUAGAGACAUUACCCCCACUCAGAAACACACACAUUAACCUGGAAAUUUAACCAGGAGCAUUAAAUUACCCCAAACUGGCCUAGGAUUAAUUUUAGAUUAACCAGGAAAUUUUUAACCAGGAUGUUUUUAGACUGUACGACAUGUACAGUUGUCACAUGAGUGUGUCAUAUGUAUACUGAAAUCGUUUGCGAUUGGUUUAACUAUUUG
This is a messenger RNA of Paramuricea clavata, 11648 nucleotides long. The record is from the annotation of a GenBank genome assembly. Lineage: Eukaryota; Metazoa; Cnidaria; Anthozoa; Malacalcyonacea; Plexauridae.